UCCAUGUAGACAUAAGUGAAAAACUGAAUAAUUUCCGAAAAAUAAAACAAAUUCUAAAAUAUAAAAAUUACUUAGAAAAUUGUAUAUACAAAAUAAAGAUUAAGAAAAAAUAAAAUAUAUUUUAAUUAAAAGUAAAUUAAUAACGAAAAUUAAUUAAAUAUUAAACUAACAAAAGUCUAUAGUUAUUAAAACAAGGAAUAAUUAAAUAUAUUAAGAAAAAAAUAGAAAAUUUAAAACCUUGAAUAUUAUUAUCGUAUAGCUGAAGCAAGCAAAAAGGGACAACAGCAACAAAAAGCAAUUACAAUAACUAUAUCCAGCAUACAUACAUACAUAUAUACAUAAAGCUAAAAUAAAAAGUGUAAUUAAAAUUUAAACUUGAUGAAAAUAAGCUUUCAAUAAAGAUAUUACAAAUUAAAAAAUAAAUAAACAAUUGGAAAAAAGAAACAGACAAAUUUCAACACAAAUAUGGAAGAUUUAUUUCUAUUGAUAAUAAAGGAGUCUACAGGGACUAAACAUAAUGCCCUUCGACAGACUGCACAAAUAGCAUACGAUAAAUUAUAUCGACAACAUGGUAUACAUCGAGAUCCAUCACAUGAAUUGCGUUCGGUGUGCUUUACAGCACUGCAAAUGGCAUUAGACACCAAGCGACCAAAAUUUGUAACAAUGGGCUUAAACGGAUUGCAUAGAAUAAUAAAAGAUGAACGUUUCUAUAUUGGCCUGGAGCCGGAAGAUGAUUCGGUAUGGUUGCCAGCACAACUAUUGAGGGCCACCUCUAGUAUAUUGCCUACAACCAGUAAUGAAGAUACCGUGGUUAAUGUUUUAAGACUUUUUCUGGCUAUGGCUUGUUCUCCUGCUUGUACCCUAAAUGGACGUCUACUUAUCGAGAUUCUCUCACGUUGUGGGGAAUGCUGGGAAUUGGGUUCGAGAGCCACUAAAGCGGCUUCUUUAGCAGCUGCUUCACAAUGUUUAAGAACAUUUUGUACUUUUCUCAUAGAAGAGGCAGAGGAUGUCAAGAAAACCGCCCCUGCUGGUUUAAUGACACAAACUCAGGCUACCGCCGUAUAUAAUGAGGUAAUACCGGUAAUGCAGUGGCUUUGCAGUCGUUUGGUGGAACCAAAUGUUACCAGUUCACCUAAUAAAAAAGUGGAGAACACUUGCACUCUGUAUUUAACGGAAUGUAUAUUAACAUUGACUUCAUCGUUGCCACGUAACGUAUACGCCAAUCCACAUUUUACUUCAUUUUUAUGGCAAAAGUUUUGCCCUACUUUGGCGGCUGCAUUGGGUUCUCCGGGAAGAGUAAAUUUGGAUAAAAAAUUUACUUAUAAAGAUGCUUUACACAUUAUAGAAAAUGAGGCUAGAGGGUUUUUUACUGGUCCUGGCUUGGAUGGUGCUCAAGCCCGUUGUGUUUAUCUUACGGGUAUUCAACUGUUAAGAAUAGCUGGCUCUCAUGGCUCUUUAAGGCCCAUGUUAGAAGCUUUAUUCCAUCGCAUGCUUUUGCUGCCUACACCACAAAAUCGUACAGAACCAUUAAAAUGCGUACGAGAAAUUUUCCGUAGUCCAGAACGUUUAAUCGAUUUAGCUGUGAUUCUUUAUGCCGACAAAACUACUGUCCAGGGCUGUAGUGAUGAAAUGGCUCUCUUUAGAUUAAUGAUCGAUGCAAUGGAAGAAUGUGCUUAUGGCGCCGGAAACAGUACAGUAGUCGAGGCCAGUUUACAAGCAAGUGUUGAAUGCAUGGUAGCCCUGCUACAAAGUCUACAAGUACUUUGUACCGGCGAAUUGACAGAAGCAAUGAUAAGUGAUCAAAUUGUCAAUGUAGUAAACUCACGUUACGGGCAAUUAAAAGAUGCCGACUAUACAGGACCUUUAACCUAUCAGUCAAUGGCUCGUUUACCGGCAUCUUAUCGUGAUGCUGUCGUUGAAUUUCGGCAAAGUGUUUAUGAAGCUUCGUCGGGAUCAGAAAGUGAUGGUGAUCAUCAUAUAGAAAAUGAUGCGGCUUCGAAUGGUUCUGGCGAUACUGAGGGACCCGAAGAUGAAGAACAUUCUACAUCUAGCGAUGAGGCUUCAAGAGCUGAACUUAAUCGCUGGCCAUAUACUAAUCUGGAAGUGCCAGUAAUUCCGGUACGUUCCGAUGUUGACACCGAUCGUCAACAUGCACGGGAUUUUGCUAAAGCUUUACACUCCGAUUUGGUUCCUAAACUAUUGCGUUUACGCUCAUGUAUUGAAGUCGACGAGGCCAUGCAGGAGUUUGCCUCAGCUGUGUGUCAAGAGAACAGCGCCAAUAUUUCCGAUUUUGAUUAUAACUUUACAGUCAUUAAUGCUGAUGGCAUAUAUUUGGCCAUUUACUCAGCUUUACUGCUAAGUUGGCAACUAAAGAAAGCCGGCUAUUAUGCAGACAUGCAAAAGGAGAUAAUGAUACCCAUGUCUGAGCAACAGUUUGUUACAUCCGUCCAGAAUACCGGCGUCUUGGUAUAUCUAUCCUCAGCUUGGUUAUGUGAAUUGUAUCAGAGUGUAUUGGUUCUAAAUAUAUUAGAAUCUCUAGACAGUAAUGACCAGGAGGGAGGUAAUAAUCGUUGUGCCUUGAUCGAUAUGUUAUGUGAUGCUGGUGGUUUAGGGGCUACACAAAUGAUGUCCGAGUGGCAAAGACUUCAGUCCGCUAAUGUUAAGUAUACGGAUGAUGAACACAGUACUGCAAGGCGUGAAGCUGCUAAGAAACUAAGUCGACGUUUGCUAACCUGUUGUUGGGAUUCCAUGGUUUUGGUAUUAAGUUCAGGAUUAGGUGAUUUGCCAUCUUCCAGUUCGAGUAAAUUUGUGGCAUUAUCUAAACGCACGUUGAGGGUUAAAAGCAAAACUGCCAAAUCGAAUGGCGAGGCUUUAUAUGCCAUGUGUUUGGAUGGUCUACACUCGGCUGCUACAUUAAGCAAUAACCUUAACUUACAACACUUGGCUGGUAAGAUUCUUAACUUAUUAGCUUCGAACGUUUGCCAAACGACGGGACCGCGUAUUUCUGCCAGUCAGGCUUUGUCGAUGGAUGUCGUGCUUAGUGGAGGUCUUAAUUUAGGUUCCUAUAGUCCAGAUUGCUGGCAAUCUAUAUUCGCCGUUUGUCGUCAUGUCAGCCAGUUGGAGCAUGAGAUAUUUAGCAUGCGUAAUCCUUCGGUACCAACGUCAUCGCCAAAUGGCAAUCGUGACAUAGAGACAGGAGAAAAAUUGCAAUGUAAUGGUGGUCAAAAUGAAAAACUUAAUUUGGCGUCCAUACCCAUAGAUGAUGAUGAAACUUGUGUUGAUGUCUAUAGCUUCCUACAAGCUCCACUACGUAGUCCCAAUACAAAUAUUACUUCGAUUCUUAAAGUCUAUUCGGGCACCAACGAAACUGUGCUACUGAGUCCAAGCGAUACAACCAAAGUUCUUUGUGGGCUGUCCCAGCAGGCUGAAAAUCUCUUUAGUGAUGCAGCCGAACGUUUAAGUUUGCCUUCAUUAUGCCAGUUUUUGAAAAAUCUCUGUAGGGCCUCCAGAGAACAGUUAUACAAGAAUAACACCACACGUAAAGGCAGUCGAGUUUGGUGGCCCAGCAAGGGUUGGCGUAAACAUGAUACUUUGCCUAUGUCUUUACUUUUGCAUCGUAUAGGUGAUGUUACUUUAAAAGUAUUUCGCAGCCCUAGGCCCUUAUUACACAUUCUCAAGAUAUGGGCCAUAACGGGGCCGCAUCUAAUGGACGCCGCUUGUCAUCGCGAUCGUGUUAUAUCAAAGCGAGCUAUAGAGUAUAUACAUGAUAUAGUUACGGCUUUAUUGGUGGAACAAUCUGAACUACCCUACUUCCACUUUAAUGAGGCUUUACUGAAACCAUUUGAGAAUCUUUUAAGCAUGGACUCAUGCGAUUCUGAUGUUCAGGAUCAAAUUGUGGCAUGUUUAUACGAAAUCGUGGAAGCUCAUCGUACUGAAAUACGUUCGGGUUGGCGUCCCUUGUUUGGCACUUUACGCAAUGCCAGAAGCCGCAUGUUAAACGCAAGCAAUAUCAUCGACAUAUUUAGAGUAUUUUUAGAUUCUGACAACACUUUGGUUUUUGCUAAUGCGGGCCUCGAUUGUAUUUUGUGCUUACUAUCAUUUCUCGAGGUACCCGGCGCUGGAGGAGGGGGUGGUGGAGGUGUGGGCGGAGGUGGUGGAGGUGUGGGCGGAGGUGGUGGAGGGAGCGGUUCGAAUAUUGGCUCAUCUUCGGGUGGUGGUGGCGUUUCAAAUGAUGAUGAGAAUAACUUUAGACCCACAGAAUUCUUGCAUGAAACUUUACGUUUCCUAGAACGUUGCUCUUCCAUUUUAGGUUUCAUGUACAAUAUGCCGAAAUGCCCGAAUUUCCAUUCCACCUACAAGAUCAAGGGUAUUUCUUACACACACAUUAUUGAUGCCAACAUACCCAAUUCCAUGGAAAAUUUCACAUAUUUUGGCAACGAUUAUUUACAAACUAAAAAUGAACAACAUAUGAUUUCAUAUCGCUCAUUGCACAUCGACAAGGAGACCAUAGUAAAAAUCGAUGAAAUGGACAAACCUUCAGGUGUACUUAAAGUAUGGUUUCUUCUCUUGGAUGGUCUAACCAACUCCUUAAUAGUUUGUCCCUAUUCACAUCAGGCUCCCAUAUUGCAGACAAUCUUUAAGCAUUUUAAGAAUCUACUAACAAAUCCUGGCAUAGAAUUUGGUUUCUAUUGCAUUAAUCACUUAUUAAUACCCAUGAUACAGGAUUGGUUGAGGUAUAUCAAUAAGACCGGCACCUCUUGGCAAAUGGUGGAGAAAAAUUUCAAGCAUUGCUGUUGCAUGACCACUGAUUUAGUGGUAGAUUUUAUUAAAAUGUCUUUGCCCGAAGUGCGCAAACAGGCAACGAAUACUAGGACUCGUGUUACACAGAUAGUGCAACCCAAGGAUAAUGCUUAUUCUAAGUUGAAGUUUGUUACCGAGCCGGUGGAAGAGAGAGUAGCUAAUGGUGUUGGAGGAGCGCAAUAUGACAGUACUUCCAGCGAGGAAAGUUCUCAAGAUUCUAAAGAGACCAGCACAAAAGUAUCUAACUCGGCUACUUUGGCCUUGAAACAAUUGCUUUUGGUGCUUAUCGAAUGUGCCGCCCAGGUUCAAGAAACAGUGGCUCGAGUUGGUGUUUCCUGUUUAAAACAUGUUAUACUCUCUACCGGCACUUUGUUUAAUGAAUACCAAUGGAUGAUAGCCUGCUCGGCUAUACAUAGGGCCUGUACUGUAACCAUAGCACCAUUGCGCCAAUUAUCUUUUGCUUUCCAUGAAAAAUCUAAUAGUUUUUAUGGCGACUGUGCUAAUGUUAAGGUGGCCGCUAGACGAGACAGCACCAUUGAUGAAUUGACACGCAUUUAUUCACUGGCCCAGCAGGUGUUUCUUUCUGAUAAUCAGCGUGAACCGGGAGCUAAAUUAAACAAUCAUUUGGAUAAACAUUUAACUGAUGAUCGCAGCUAUUCGUUCCUUUUGUAUCCCCAAAAUAAUGGCUUCAAUUCCAAUCUCGAUAAUUUUGUUAUAAGAAUACCCUUCAAGACCCUAGUGGUGGGUUUGUUGGCCAAUCAAAUGCUUUUACAAUUGGUGGCCAAACUUUUGCUGUCCCGUUUAAAAUGUGUACCACAGGCUGUGUCCACUUGUAUUUUUGACAACUACACCACCGCUACACAACAAUGCUAUGACUAUGACUUGGAUUUCCGUUCCAAGGAGAUACUAUUACGUUGUUGCUUGCAGUUCCUAACUAGUGCAUUGGAAUUUGAUUCUCGUCCUGGUCUUAAGUUUCUUAUGCAAAAGGUGGCCAAUAUAGAGUAUGCGGCAAAUCUAUACAAACAGAUGACUUCCUCUUGGAUGAUUUACUAUAUAGCUUUGGUCGAUUCCUAUUUAAACGAUAUUGUUAUUUACAACCUAGGACCAGAGGAUUUGAAUUUUAUUCUGGAAUCCUGCUCACGUCUUAACACCACUAAGGUCAAGAAAAAGGAGAACUUUGUUAGAUACUUAUUUUGCCUACAAGAUGCCUGGAAUCUGGUGUGUGAACUGUACUUAAGCAACUCUACUUUGCAUGAUAUAGAAAAUGGGCGUUUACGUUCGGGAGAGGCGCAACUUAAUACUUCAGCAAAAAAUAUCAAAUCUAUGUGUAUUACUUUGAAUGGCAAUAUAGAAAAUGGCAGCUCCACUGGACUGGCCGAAAACAACGAUUAUUCACCCCAAAGAUUAACACAAUCACCCGAAGAGGAAAGCGUUACCAUGACCACAUUAAUCAGUGAGUUUCAACCUAAAAGCCGUAAUAAUCCAUUCGAUACAAAUCGUCCCCAAAAACCCGAAUCGGAAACUAUAUCACCCGAAAUCGAACAACAAAGAGCUACCAGCAUUCUUAAAGACUCCAAUUAUAAGAGAGCCGCUUUAGCGCAAUUAGUAGUGGCUUCUAUGGAAUUGCUAAGAUCACUACCCGGUGAAGCGGAGGGUAAUCUAAAACUACUAAUGACGCCGACAAUACGUGAAGCAUUCCGUUUGGUGCAGUUGCAAGGCAACGAACUAAAAGUUAACCAAUUUUAGGUUUUGCUUGUUGAGUUUUAUUUUGACUUGUAAGUGUGUAUUAAUAAUAUGUAUGACAAGCGCAACAGAGCUUUUAAUCCAACCAAAAAAUCCAAAAUAUCUUUCUCUUUUUUAAACUUUAAAUCCUGAAUUCCCUGCAAAACUCUUUUUCACACACUCAUAUAUUUACAUACACAUACCCACCAUAAAGUAUAAAUAUUAAUUAUAAAAAAUAUACAUAUUUACAUACUGCAACUACUAAAACAUUAAACAAAAAUCCUAGCCGCCCAUUACCGCCCAUUAUAAGAUUAUUAUAAAUAUAUAUACAUAUUUAUAUACAUAAAUAUACCUAUACAUACAUAUUAUACAUUAAUAUAGUAUAUUAACUAAUGAAAUGUAUAGUAUAUAUAAUUAAAAAAUCUAGUCAUAUAUUGCCUGCUUUUAUAAAAAGCUUCUAUAUUUAUAUAUGUAUAUUUAUACAAAAUUUUUUAGUUUCAUAAAUUUAUAAAUUUUGGUUUAAAAGGGUGUUGAAUACUUUAGUAAACCCAAUUAAAGAGAUCUAUGAACUGAUCUUACUAUUGCUUUUAACACCUUAAGUUUCCCCUUCUUAUUUGCUCAUUUAGUUUUAUAAAAUAUUUAUGUUUAAAAACCUAAACUAUAAAAAAUUGGUACGAUUGGAAGUGAAAUAUUAUAACAAAAGUGACUCAAAGUAAAAACUCAACAGAGAUAUCAGGAAUUUACUACUAAAGCAACAUUUAAUUAUGUAUUAAACUCUCUCUCUCUUUCUCUCUAACUAUCUCUAUCUAUUAGUCUCAGUCUCAUUCUAUCUCUUUUAAUGCACCUAGCAGCUACAACAAAAUAUUGUCUAUACGUCUGUAUAAAGAAAUUAUCAUUAAAGACAAGCCUAUUUAGUAAAAGUAAAUAUAUGUAAUAGUAUUUCAUUAUUUACACACAAUAUUUCAAAUCACUCGACUUCAUUUAGUCAUAUACUACAUAACUACAUAGGUAUAUAGAAUCGUAUUUCAAAAAAAUAAAGGUUUCAAAACCAUAAAUAUGCAAAUAGUAUUUACGAUCUAAAGUAUUGUUUAAUAUCUGUUAGUAUUGUUUAGCUGCUUUCGAAAUUUAGUUAAACUUUUAUUAGUUGAACUUAGUUGAUAUUUUGUAGAUUUAUAGUUUUCAAUAUAAUUUAAGAAUAAAAAGUUGAAAAUUUAUUUAAAAUUUUAGAUCAUUAUAUAUAUUUCAAGUUUUGAUCCUAGAUAAUUUUAUGGGUUUAACUAUCGGCCAGUCUAUAGUCGUGAUUUAUCUAUAGUUUAAUUUAUAGACUUGCCUAUUAUUGGUCUUUGGACUUGACUGAAGAUUAGUCUUUAGUCUUGGCUACAGGUCAGUCUAUUGGCAUUACUAUAUAUCAGUUUAUGGCAUUAACUACAGAUAAUUUGAAAGACUAUAGUCAUUGUUGGCUAUAUUUUAGACCUAAAUCUUGACCAAAAAUCAGUAUUAGAUCUGGACUAAAGAUAGAUCUAUAAUCUUGAUUAUAGAUCAGCCUUAAAUAUUGACUCUAGAUCUGUUUCUAGUCUUGAUCUUUACUAUAGAUUAAUAUUUACUCUUGACUAUAGAUCAGACUAUAGACUGAUCUAUAAUCAAGACUUUAGACUGAUUGAGACUAUAGACUGGCCAUAGUAAAGACUAUAGACUGAUCUGUAGUCAAGACUAUAG
Lucilia cuprina (Australian sheep blowfly) is the source of this 8238-nucleotide messenger RNA. Its product is annotated as brefeldin A-inhibited guanine nucleotide-exchange protein 3. Gene Ontology annotation, molecular function: guanyl-nucleotide exchange factor activity. The record is from RefSeq and is a predicted model, not a curated record. Bases 466 to 6546 code for a protein of 2026 amino acids. NCBI's taxonomy places the organism in Eukaryota, Metazoa, Arthropoda, Insecta, Diptera, Calliphoridae. The transcript is spliced from 8 exons. Gene Ontology annotation, biological process: regulation of ARF protein signal transduction.